Molecule: messenger RNA, 857 nt
Organism: Suillus discolor
Lineage: Eukaryota; Fungi; Basidiomycota; Agaricomycetes; Boletales; Suillaceae
Exons: 3
Coding region: 115-594 (159 amino acids)
Source: RefSeq, a predicted model, not a curated record
GUGAUUCGGCAACGCACGCUUGCCUUGAAUCGAUGACCCUCCCAUCAGUAUCUCGUUGUCCAAUCUUGACUUUCCGUAGGGUUUAUUGGGACGUUCAGCCAACUUCAUCUUGUCAUGUUGCGAAAAUUGACCUUAGUAGUAGGACCACCAAACAAGCUGGAAGCCGAUUGUCUUUUGAUGGCGUUGAGAGUUGCAUCUUUCCAUGUGCCGGUGGUAACCUUUCGGACGGACGUACUACUGAGCAAAGUUGAUGCUAAUGAUAUUGAGCCUUUGCUCUCGGUCAUGGAGGAGGUUACUGUUUGUGGAAACUCGUUUCAGGCCGGUAACUUAGUAAUUCGUGAAUCUAAAGCUAGUAGAAGCACAGCACUAUCACUAAAACAGGCCUCUCCUCAUAUGGCAAGGUUUCCGAUAACCGAGACCGGGACUCGAUAUCCAAUUUUGAAUCGUGUCCAACAUUCGCUCAUAACUUUGGCGCGCACUUGUACUGAAGAAGUGCAUCCCGCGUACAUCCACGAUGACGGUUGUGGGAUUACAGCACUGUCACAGGUCCAGGCCACCCUCGAGUGGGUCUGUUUGACCUUACAAUUUUUUUAAACUGGAAAUAAGAUACUAGGCGCUACUUUACCCACUUCCGAACGCCGCAAGUACUGGCCACAACUAUGUCUUGAAUCUAUACCUCCUUCUUCAAUCACUCUACCUCGUUUGUUUUCUCGUACUGACCCAGGAACAGCCCAUAAUAUUGGGAGUAGAGGCAUCGGAGGAAGUCGAAAACUAAGAGAGGGAGAGACGGCUGAGAGAGAUGUGCAGCACGCAUCAGACAUGUACGUGAUGAAAAGUUUAUCUCACGUCUAUGUUGA